This is a messenger RNA of Cladocopium goreaui, 514 nucleotides long. The record is from the annotation of a GenBank genome assembly. Lineage: Eukaryota; Dinophyceae; Suessiales; Symbiodiniaceae.
UACCUCUUUUGCACCAUGCUGUGCUUUCUUCCUCAGCACAACCCGCUGGUUGGAGAGCUUUGAUUUGUCUUGGCAGGUCUGAUUGUCUCCUGGCAUGUGCUGUUUGGAUCCAGGAAAUCAGUUGAAGGAACUUGGGUUGGACAGCAGGCAUCAUGGUCAACAUCCCGAAGACGCGCAACACCUACUGCCGAAAGUGCAGGAAGCACACUCCCCACAAGGUGUCGCAGUACAAGACUGGCAAAGCUUCUUUGAGCGCACAGGGAAAGAGACGAUACGACAAGAAGCAGGCUGGCUUUGGAGGUCAGACCAAGCCAGUGUUCCACAAGAAGGCCAAGACCACCAAGAAGAUUGUCCUCAAGUUUGAGUGCACCAAGUGCAAGGCCAAGCGAAUGAAGCCUAUCAAGCGCACCAAGCACUUUGAGCUGGGAACUGACUCCAAGAAAGGCAAGAACGAGUAUGGUGGCAAGUACCGAUAGGAGCUUGGUGAACCGACCUGCGCAACCCAGGGCCAAAA